AUGGAGGCAUGCCCGCAAGCGGACGCCGCUUUGAACGAACCCGAGGAGGCCAUCCAUUUCGGUGCGCUGCUCUCGCUCAAGGCCAAAUGCCACCUGCUGUUGGGCAUGCAUCAGCUGGCCUUCGACUCGGCUCGCACCGUCUCUGCAUUGAUGCGAGAGCAGUCAUCCAUAUUCCAGUGCAUGCAACCCUAUUUCCUGCCCAUGCUGGCAUACCUGUUGGAGGUGCUGCAAAUGGGAUGCAGCGCGGAGGAGGCGGAAGUGCGAGGCCAGUGCAUGCAAGACUGGGACUUCCUCCACCACACGCUGAUGCCGGGCCUUAAGCGCAAGUACGGUGAUGCGGGCGAACCAGGAAAGCUGGUAGAAGCUGCGCAGCAGCCGCCCCCGUCACCCCUCUCGCCGCCUCGACUCUCUGAAUGCGAACCGGCCGUCGCCACCACAGGCCAGCUUCCUCACCACGAGCCGCAGACCGAGAUGCCAUCAUGGGGGGCGGAGGUCAUUGGCCUCCGGGGCCACGCCCUGCCUCCACCGCCCGAGACCACGGGCUACCAGACAGCCGAGCGGGUGUGGCAGUACCUACACAACGAUCCCCCCACUCUCGGGCCUAUGCCCGUCGCCACCACACAGCUCGCCCCACAAUCACCAUCGUAUCCUCCUGCGCUCCACCGCUCGACAGCGUCGGCGACGUCAUCGGGUCUCCCUGCGAUAUCGCUCCUCGACGACGAGGCCCUGCCCUUGCCUCCGCCGUCGGGUGGCUUCCCCCUGGCGAGCGGUGAGGCUGCAGCCCCGACUCCUUCUGCGCGCAAGCCCUUCGCGGGCCACCCGCAGCCUCAACCACAGGAAGCUCACCACACGACCCAGACGGCGUCGGCCCGCCCAGCCUUGGAGGCGUUCCGCUCGUACGGCCAGUCGUACCCACGGACGACGCCGGAGUACUCGUUGACGCCCUCGCCGAUUACGCCGCUGCCCGACAGGCCGUCGUUCAUCAACAUCUACAACUACACCAACAUCUUCAUCACCUCUCCUGCCGCGGCACCGAGCCAGGUGCCCGCCGCCUCCUCCUCCACCUUCUCCUCGUCUGCUUCAUUCGUGAAUCCCAUCCCACCACCGCCACCAGGCUCAACUGCCGCGCACCCAACAAGCCACAUGUGGCGAAUGUAA
Messenger RNA from Acanthamoeba castellanii str. Neff, 1158 nucleotides. RefSeq lists its product as uncharacterized. The record is from RefSeq and is a predicted model, not a curated record. Bases 1 to 1158 code for a protein of 385 amino acids. The transcript is spliced from 4 exons. NCBI's taxonomy places the organism in Eukaryota, Discosea, Longamoebia, Acanthamoebidae.